Molecule: messenger RNA, 1660 nt
Organism: Gymnodraco acuticeps
Lineage: Eukaryota; Metazoa; Chordata; Actinopteri; Perciformes; Bathydraconidae
Gene: myog
Product: myogenin
Biological process (GO): muscle organ development; positive regulation of transcription by RNA polymerase II; positive regulation of myoblast differentiation
Molecular function (GO): RNA polymerase II cis-regulatory region sequence-specific DNA binding; protein dimerization activity; DNA-binding transcription factor activity, RNA polymerase II-specific
Source: RefSeq, a predicted model, not a curated record
UACAGUUGCUCCACACCAGUUGUUCUCCACACGUCUUCCACUCAUCACAAACUCAGGCCAGGAAGAAGACAGGCGCACACACGUACACCCGACACACACUCUCCAGGCGCAGAACCAAACACCACGUAGCGUAGAGCAGUCCAAGGGGAAGCAGGAAUCUUUGUCCCCUUUCAGACCACAGCGUUGUCCAGCAUGGAGCUUUUUGAGACCAACCCGUACUUCUACCCCGACCAGCGCUUCUACGAGGGAGGGGACAGCUACUUCCCCUCUCGCCUGCCUGGGGGGUACGACCAAUCUUCCUACCAGGAUAGGAACUCCAUGAUGGGCAUGUGUGGGAGUCUGUCUGGGGUGUUGGAGUUGGGGGUGACAGGAACAGAGGACAAAGCCUCUCCAGACAGCAUGUCCCCUCACUCCGAGCCCCACUGCCCGGGUCAGUGCCUGCCUUGGGCCUGUAAGCUGUGCAAAAGGAGACGGUUACCAUGGGACCGUCGGAGAGCGGCCACAAUGAGGGAGAAGAGGCGCCUGAAGAAGGUGAACGAGGCCUUUGAGGCUCUGAAGAGGAGCACCCUGAUGAACCCAAACCAGAGGCUGCCCAAGGUGGAGAUCCUGCGGAGCGCCAUCCAGUACAUCGAGAGGCUGCAGGCGCUGGUGUCUUCACUCAACCAGCAGGACACUGAGACAGGACAGCAGGGACUGCACUACCGACCCAGCACCACCCUGCCCAGAGUGUCGUCGAGUGAGCCCAGUUCAGGCAGCACCUGCUGCAGCAGCCCCGAGUGGAGCAGCACUCCAGAGCAGUGCACGCAGAGCUACUGCAGCGAGGAUCUCCUGAGUGCCGCUGACUCUCCGGAGCAGGGGAACAUGCGCGCCCUGACCUCCAUUGUGGACAGCAUCACUGCAGCAGGCUCAUCGGUGGCCUUUUCUGUGGAACUUUCCAAGUAGACCCUCCAACACUGCAGACUCAUAGGUGCACAUAGAGCUACUGACAAAAAAAGAUAAUUGGCUAAUCAAACUGAUAACUGGUUCAAUUUAAUUUAUUUUCCAGCUCUAUUGAUCUAAGUGUCUUAUGCUAAAACUUUAAAAUAUAUAUUUUCUAAUUGUUACUCUGCUGAUCAAUGGGUCUGCAAGCCAAACUGAAUUCCUUCUUUUCUCAAUGAGGCCUUAUUCCCUUUAUUCCCUGACUUAUCCGGCGGUCCAGACCUGUCUACCAGAGGGAGAUUAGUCUAACUAGAGAUUCAAGGACUUUACUGCAUGAAUCCAACAACUAGUUACUAGAGUGGACCUCUGUCAGGCUUACCUUCAGUCGCAGAGGAGUGAUAAAGCCUGGUUUUCUCCUUACUUAAUUUAAGUCUUUCCUCUUUUCAAAAUCUUUCCCUGAUCUUUCAUUCUUUUUGUGUGUGUUAUGCUUAAAAAAACCAUGAGUUUAUUUGUGGGGCCAAUAUGUACCAUGGCAGUUUUGACCAAGAUCUGCUUAAUUUAAACUGGUUAUGAAUGCUAGUGAUGUAAAUACGUUCCCUUUUUCUACAGAGUGGUUUUGCCAUUUUAUUUUUUGCUAACUUAUUUUUGACUUUUAUAACUAAGAUUGUUGUGUAUUUGUAGAUGUUCUGAAAGGGGAUAUUUUCCUGUCCAAUUCUUGCAAUAAAGACUGUUUUGAAUACAA